AUGGUCUCCACGGCCGACAACGAACGUUAUGGCGUUGUACUUGAUGCGGGCUCAUCAGGUACACGCGUAUAUGUGUACAGAUGGUUGGACAAUUCUGUCGCUCGCCUGGAUACUUCAAGCCUCCAUGCACUCCCCGAGUUAGAAACAAAGGACAAGUGGACCAAGAAAGUUCAUCCUGGCGUCUCAACGUUCGGUACUACUCCUGAACUGGUCGGCGAUGACCAUCUCAAACCGCUGAUUAAACAUGCGCUGGAGUAUGUUCCCAAAGAUGCCGUUCCAAACACUCCUAUCUUCCUUCUCGCGACCGCAGGCAUGCGCCUCCUGCCAGACUUCCAACGAACCGCCUUGCUGCGCAAUAUCUGCUCGUACUUCCAAUCAGAGACCAAGUUCUUGCUUCCGGACUGCGAUCUACAUGUACAGGUGAUCCCAGGUGAGACUGAGGGCUUGUACGGGUGGAUCGCAGCAAACUACCUACUUGGGGGGUUCGAUGAUAAAGAGCAGCAUAAUCAUGGGAAGGGACAUCAUACGUACGGUUUUCUGGAUAUGGGCGGGGCUUCAGCACAGAUCGCUUUCGCGCCAAAUGCUACAGAGGCCGAGAAACACGCCAAUGAUUUGACACUGCUGAGGCUAAGGACGAAUAAUGGUGUAUCACAGGAACACAGAGUUUUCGUCACAACCUGGCUGGGUUUUGGUGCUAAUGAAGCGCGUCGGCGUUAUGUCAAGGACCUAGAAGAGUCCUAUUCAGCCAAAGGACUUACAGAAAUACCAGACCCGUGUCUACCAAAAGACUUAAGGUUGACUCUUGAUGGGACAAUAAUAGAGGAGGACGACCCUUUACCCUCUGGCCAUCACUUGAUUGGGACUGGAAAAUUCGACGAGUGUCUCCAUCGAACGUUCCCACUUCUCGAAAAAGACAUACCAUGUCCAGACGAACCAUGUCUUGUCCAUGGUGUUCAUGUUCCUGCAAUUGACUUUGAUGUCAACCAUUUUGUUGGAAUAAGUGAAUAUUGGCACACGACUCAUGAAAUAUUUGAAAUGGCUCAUAAAGACAAGGCCUAUGAUUUCAACACCUAUCAGAGUCGGGUCAAAGAAUUCUGUGGACAAGACUGGUCGACAAUUGAGAAAGGAAUUGAUGACAAGACCUGGGGAAAGAAGAUCGACGAGCAAACAGCAUUCGAAGUUUGUUUCAAAGCCAGCUGGCUGAUUAACAUGCUUCACGAUGGUAUCGGAAUCCCACGUGUGGGUAUUGAGGACACCACCACUUCUUCCCAUAACGGCACCAAGGAACUUCUAGAGAGCGGCAAAGAGAUGGGCUUUCUCGACCCGUUUCAAGCAGUUGACAAGAUUAAGUCUACCGAGGUUAGUUGGACCAUGGGAAAGAUGGUCUUGUAUGCCUCCGCCAGUGUUCCAGCCGCAGUAGAUGGCGACCUUCCUGUUGGCUUCGGCAGCAACGUCCCAGGCAUCCCAGCCGAUUUCCAACUACCGAGUGGUGGUGUUGUACAGAAGAUUCCUGGUAGUUCAAAUUCUGGAGAAAACAGCCAGAGCAUCACCGACCAGAUUCACGACACUUUAUUCAAAUCCGAUGCUCCUCAUCGCCUCCCGGGUUUCAUAUUCUUCCUCCUCAUCCUGAUCAUUGCUACAUUCUAUCUCUGCGGUCGCGACCGGCGGGCGAAGGUUCGUACAGCUCUUUUCGGGACUCCAGCAUCAGCCACAAAACCCCCUUCAAGAGGACCUUUGUCCUUCUUCAACAGACUGCUUGGCCGCCAACGGACCCCUGGACGUUUCGAUCGUGACCUCGAAGAUGGCACCACACGCUUGUAUGAUCCCAAUGAUUUUGAGUUGGGUAACAUGUCGUCUUCUUCUGACGACGAUGCAAUGUUAGACCCAGCAGACGCCUUUCCCAGAUCCAAAGCUAGGAGCAAGCGAAAUCUAGGCCGCAUGACUCCUGAUAUGAUAGAUCGAGCAGGACUGGUCGUACGCACUGAGAGUCGGGAGAGCCUUGGUGGUGAUAUGACUCUGGGAAUCGCUACUGGCACUGUUAGAACCAGCAGCCGCAACACGAGUCCAACAAGAGGUCGGUGA
This is a messenger RNA of Exophiala bonariae, 2082 nucleotides long. RefSeq lists its product as uncharacterized. The transcript has a single exon. Gene Ontology annotation, molecular function: GDP phosphatase activity; UDP phosphatase activity. The record is from RefSeq and is a predicted model, not a curated record. NCBI's taxonomy places the organism in Eukaryota, Fungi, Ascomycota, Eurotiomycetes, Chaetothyriales, Herpotrichiellaceae. Bases 1 to 2082 code for a protein of 693 amino acids. Gene Ontology annotation, biological process: UDP catabolic process. Gene Ontology annotation, cellular component: Golgi apparatus.